Molecule: messenger RNA, 618 nt
Organism: Symbiodinium natans
Lineage: Eukaryota; Dinophyceae; Suessiales; Symbiodiniaceae
Source: the annotation of a GenBank genome assembly
AUGGGAUCCGAACAGUCGAUGCCCGUGGCUACCUUCAGCUUGGGAGACAGUCCUGUUCAGCUGGCCGCCACAGUGCUGUUCCACGUUCCUUCCGCCGCCAAGCUGCGAGGGUCGGAGCCUCUGGAUGCCUACCAUACCUCCAUCGUUGUUGGUCAGGUGGAAUAUUCGUUCAGUGGACAGGGCAUCCGAGAAACGAAGCCACUGGUUUCCCAUUCCAUGCUUAAGCGGGAAACUGAGGUGAAAAUCGUCGGCUACACGCCGUAUUCCGGCUACCAGAUGGUGAUGUUGCUGAACCAGUUCUUCCCACCAGCAACUUACGAUCUUCUGUGCAAGAAUUGCAACAGCUUCUCCGACUGCGCCUUGUUCUUCCUCCUCGGCCAGCGGCUGGAGGCCAAGUACAGCAGGAUGGAGAAGUACGGAAAGACUGGGCAGAAGCGGAUUGGCCUCAUGUCUGGCCUCAGGCUGCUAGGCAUGAACUACCAUCCAAAUCCUAACUCACAGAACUUCCAGGUGGAGCAAGUCAUCGACAGGGUCAAAGCCUACAAGGGACCCGGGCGCCAGGACAUACAUGAUGGCAAAUCGCCCACGGACCCCUGUUGCUGCCACCUUUUCUUCUGA